GAUUACACAUUGCAUUGUUUUUACGCUUGCACUCGCUUAUGUUAGCAAAUCUGGCUAUGGCUCUUCGGUUUGUUUAGCUUGUUUAAGGGUGAAACUGUACUUUCACGUUGAUUAUGUAAGAUAGAUGUGCAAUAUAUUAUUCAAUCAAUUAUGCGAGCUUGAGGUAUUGUCUGUUGACUAAACAGCAUUUGAGUGAGCUACAUGGAGCUACUUAUCUGUAAUGCCCAUCGAGGAUGCAAGAAGAAACAACUGUUUUGAUUGAGCCAAAGGUCUUACCUCCUACAAGAUGAGUGACACCCCGAAAAAGGACAAACGCCAGAACCGACUGUCAUUGUCCAAGAGUAAGAAGAGCAAUGCAAAAGCUGGGGUCAGUGCCAGUACAACUCCUAUCACCUCCUUCUUCAGCUGCCAGCCCCCUAACCUGGCCUGUCCUCUGUGUGGCCAGGUAGUACCAAGAUUCAAGAUCAAUGAGCAUAUCGAUCUGCAAUGUCAGAACUUCCAGAGACAGGACAGCAGUGCCACCUCAGCAAGUAAUACUGUUGUGCCCAGCAGCCACCUGUCAUUCAGAGGGAAAUCACCACCCAGCUCACCAGAUAUCAUAAGCCCUAAACAGAAGGAGAACGUCAAGGAAGGUCAGACUAGUCCUUAUUUUAAAAACACAGAUUUUCAAGACACACCACGAGAAGUGGUGAGUAAAACUGUUGUCCGAAAGAUAGACCUGGGAAGUCUUUCCUCCAAGUUGUCAAAAAAGUGUCGUAAUGUUGCUGAUAAUACGCACAAGGACACUGUUAACCAUGGAAUUAUGGCUUCAAGUGAGAAAGGUACAUCUUCUGAGACACUUGGCAGCUCACAGAAGGAAAAUGUGAAUAUAGUGGACAAGCAAGACCAUGGUGUAAUUGAUUUGACAGACAUUGAUGAUACUGGUCAAGGUGUGAAAGAUGCUGCAGAAGUAUUAAUAACACCAAAAACUGAGAUGUUUCAUAAAAUGUUCACUCCUAAAUCCUUGUCCAUGUCUUCCAAAUUAACAAAAAGGAAAACUACUUCAAGUGUUACAAGGACCUGUAAGAAAGCCAAAUAUGAAGAAGAUAAAAAUAAAGAGCCUGAAGAUGUAAGACAAAAUAGUAUUCCAAUUAUAAAGGAUGUGAAUGGUAGAGAUGAAAAACAUAUGAUUCCGAAACCACUCAGUGAUUCCCAUAACACCACUGAGGGAAUGGAGAAAAACAAUAUUAUUCCUAUCAAGGAUAAUUUGCAGGAUUUAGAACCUGAGAAGAUAUCUAAAGAUGUGAAAGUUGAAAGCUCCCAAUCUACUUAUCUGCCUUAUUAUCUCCGGAACUUCUUGACUGUACUUCAGGCUGUACUUGAGAAUGAAGACGAUCGAUUAUUAUUCAAUGAUGAGGAUAUGUCACUUAUACACACAUUUGAGAACUUAUCAGUCAUGGGGCAGAAGCUGUAUGUGAGGCUGUUUCAAAGGAAGUUGAAAUGGCUCCAAGUCAAUAAACUGGAUUAUGAUGAGAUAAGCAGUGAUCUGGCACCAGUGGCACAGGAACUGGUUCAACAAAGAUUUCUUCAGUCAGAGAAUGAUCUUGAAGACCUAGGAGAGGCUCUGGACUUGCUGCCUGCUCCUGAACUAAAAUCUCUGGCUAAAACCUUCCACCUUGGUAACUCUGGGACCCAAAAACAGCAGCUAGUGGAAGGCCUUCUACGUCUGAGCAAGCAGAAGUCCCUCUUUUCUGUGGCUCCUGGUCAAAACAAUAUUGGUGCAGUCAUGCUCAAAAGGGCAAAACACCUAGCUGGAUCCUGUGUUCGCUUGCAUCGUGGUCCAAGAGCUGUCUUCUCCCGAGUCCUCCUGCUCUUCUCAUUGACUGACUCUUUGGAUGAGGAGGAGAUGGCAGCAGGUGGACAAAGCCAACUCUACACUAUCCUGCUUGUGAAAUCUGGACGUCUGGCCUUCCCAGAGUACACAAUAGAGCGCAACACUAAAGUUUUUCAGGACAGAGAUGAUCUUAUAAGAUAUGAAGCAUCCAUGCGAGCUUUGCAGGAAGUCACUACAGCUAUGCAGAAUGGCCAAUGGGAGGAGGCCUUUGAGUUGUACAGCAGUGCUAAAUAUGUUUGGCAAGAGUUGAGGGAUAAACUGGAUUUUAGCUACCAGGAAGAGCUCCCUGUCUUUCUGCGCAGCUUCACCACUGGAUGGGCCUAUACUCGUAUCCUGUCCAGAGGAGUGGAGAUUUUACAAAGGCUGCGGCGUUAUGAGGAGGCUGUACUAGAACUCCAGUCCUUAUUGUCACAGCAAGUUUAUUGUCAAGACAGUCGAGGACGAUGGUGGGACCGACUCGCACUAAACCUGCACCAGCAUCUCAAAAAGCCAGAGCAGGCGAUAUGUGCUAUCAGAGAUGGAUUGGCUGACCCUUUGGUGCGGACAGGGCAUAAACUAUCCCUUCACCAGAGAGCUGCCCGGAUGAGAGAUUCUGCAAGCUGCAAAAAAUACUGCUUAAAACUGAGAGAUAUUCCCACUAUCCAUGUUCAAGAUGUGAAACAUGUGACAAUACAGGGACAGCUCUUUCCUCAUGAAGGGGGUACUGGGAAGUCUAGGUUUCUUAUCCCCGUGAAAGGAAACAAUGAUGAAAGCUCUAAUGCAACAGUAAUAUGCUCAGUGGAGGAUCUGUCUUUAGCACAUUAUCAAAAGCAGGGAUUUAAUGAAGGGAUUCAUGGAGAAGGCUCGACGUUUUCAACGCUCUUUGCUCUUCUGUUGUGGGACAUUAUUUUCAUGCAGGGUAUUCCAGAUGUUUUCCGAAAUCCAUAUCAGACAUGUCCACUGGAUCUUUAUACUGACUGUUUCUAUGAAAACAGAAAAGAGGCAAUAGAUUCUCGAGUCGAGCUUAUUUGUGAUGCCUCUGUGGAGACUCUGCACAGCAUGUUAGAGGACGUGUGGACCACACAGGAGGGCAAAGUGUGCUCACUGGUCAGCUGGGAGAGGUUUUCAUCUCUUCAGCAGGCUCAGUCUCUCGUGUCCUGUUUGAGUGGGCCUUUCUUAGCCAGUGUAAUAAUGAGGAUGGCAAAGGACUACAGACACUGUCGUGGAGGUUUACCAGAUCUAGUGGUUUGGAACACAUCAAAUAACACUUACAAGUUGGUGGAGGUAAAAGGGCCAAAUGACCGACUGUCACAGAAACAGCAAAUCUGGCUGGACGAGCUGCAGAAACUGGGUGCUGAUGUGGAGGUGUGUCAUGUGACUGCUACUGGAGCUAAAGGAUCUCGCCUGGAAUAAAGUCACAUAAGAAACUUUGAGGUAGUAGAGAAUGGAGAUUAAAUGUCUCUGAGAAAGGAAACCAUCAGAGGCUCUGAAAGAAUAUAUUACAAUGUCAUUUUAUUCACAUUUGUGGGUAAUAUAGGUGCUUUCAUGUAUUCCCUUGCUCCUAAAUAGAGAUCACCAGAGAAUUGCCACUUUCCUAAAUAGCAUCACAUAAUCAGGGCUGGUGCAUGACAAGAAAUAGAUCAAACAGCCAUAAAAACUGACAUAGAAUCUCUUUUCUGCUGCACUAUUUUUAUAAUCAUUGGUUGCUAAGCAACCAAAAUACAUUUAUAUCAAUGUUUAAAGCUCUAUGAGUUUGUUAUUCAAAUAAAUAGCACAGACCUAGUGAACACAUAUAAGUGACAAAAAUGAGACUUCUGUUUAAAUAACCGAUCAGUCCAAAUGUGUUACAUUGUCCUAGACCCAAUUCAAAACACAAAAAAUGUGAAAAACCAAAUCUUUACAGGUGUGACAAUAGCAGCAAUACUGAAAUGUUUUGAUUGAUCAUUGACAUUUGACUAUUUUAAUUGACUCUUAAUUUAACAAAAGUCUGUUAAUUUGAUGCAUGAAUAAAUUAUAUAGUAAUGUGAACUAAA
Molecule: messenger RNA, 3885 nt
Organism: Boleophthalmus pectinirostris (great blue-spotted mudskipper)
Lineage: Eukaryota; Metazoa; Chordata; Actinopteri; Gobiiformes; Gobiidae
Gene: fan1
Product: FANCD2 and FANCI associated nuclease 1
Exons: 13
Coding region: 287-3265 (992 amino acids)
Biological process (GO): interstrand cross-link repair
Cellular component (GO): nucleus
Molecular function (GO): flap-structured DNA binding; 5'-flap endonuclease activity; 5'-3' exonuclease activity
Source: RefSeq, a predicted model, not a curated record